Molecule: messenger RNA, 854 nt
Organism: Sorghum bicolor (sorghum)
Lineage: Eukaryota; Viridiplantae; Streptophyta; Magnoliopsida; Poales; Poaceae
Exons: 5
Coding region: 185-604 (139 amino acids)
Biological process (GO): mitochondrion organization
Cellular component (GO): mitochondrion; nucleus
Source: RefSeq, a predicted model, not a curated record
CAAGACAGCCCCCAGCGCGUCGAGUCGAGACCUCGAGUGCCCUCUCCGCCUAUAAAACCGAACCCUAGCCCGGUGUCCGUGUUCAAUCUCCUUGCCCGUUCGUGUCUGUCUCUGUUCAUUCGUUCCCCACCUCGCCCUCGAGCCGUCUCGCUAGGGUUUCGCCGCCGCCGCCGCCGCCGCCGCCAUGCCUCGCCGCAGCUCAGGAAGGUCUGCCCCACGCCCGGCUCCACGUGCUGCUCCAGUGAGGAACCCACCACAGCCAGCACGCCAGGCUCCUCCUCCAGCUCCUGUUCGGGAUGGUGGUGGCUCCAUUCUUGGAGGAAUUGGGUCCACCAUUGCUCAAGGUAUGGCAUUUGGUACUGGUAGUGCCAUGGCGCACAGGGCUGUUGAUGCUGUAAUGGGUCCCCGGACCAUUCAGCAUGAGACUGUUGUCUCAGAGGCGGCUGCUGCUGCCCCCGCUGCUCCAGCGAUGAACACUGAUGCUUGUGGCAUCCAUUCUAAGGCCUUCCAAGAUUGUCUCAACAACUAUGGCAGCGACAUCAGCAAGUGCCAGUUCUACCUUGACAUGCUGAACGAGUGCCGCCGUGGUGGUGUGUCUGCCUAAGCACCUCUAUUGGGACUACUCAUGGGUUUUCUUUUAACUCUCAUGGUAUCUCAUUAAUAAGACACCGUGAAACUUGAACCAUCUGCUUGAAACGUAUGUACCGUGACAUCACUGGUCCAUCUUGUUGAAGCUAUGGUUAUACCGUCUUUCCUGGGAGUGGUACAUUCUGUUAUCCCGUAUUGUUGGAACAGACAUCUGUAUCUGUGUCUCUGGUGAUCAUAAAUAUUUGAAUGAACCAGUUAUGUUGGAA